Messenger RNA from Malania oleifera, 348 nucleotides. Its product is annotated as flowering-promoting factor 1-like protein 2. The record is from RefSeq and is a predicted model, not a curated record. NCBI's taxonomy places the organism in Eukaryota, Viridiplantae, Streptophyta, Magnoliopsida, Santalales, Ximeniaceae. Gene Ontology annotation, biological process: regulation of flower development. The coding region runs from base 1 to 348 and encodes 115 amino acids. The transcript has a single exon.
AUGUCUGGAGUUUGGGUGUUUGAUGAUAAUGGAGUGUUCCGAAUCGAAAACCCAACGGCGGAGGUGAACGGCGGAGGAGGAGGGAGGCAGGGCAGUGGGGGAAGAAGGACGGAGUUAGUGUAUUUGGCGACGGGGGAGGUGGUGUCGUCGUACUCUUCUCUGCAGCAAAUCUUGAUGCGCUUAGGGUGGGAGAGGUACUAUGAUGGGAACCCAGAGCUACUCCAAUUCCACAAGCACUCCUCCAUUGAUCUCAUUUCCCUCCCCAAAGACUUCUCCAAGUUCACCUCCAUUUACAUGUACGAUAUCGUUGUCAAAACCCCCAACAUCUUCCAAGUUCGAGAUAUGUAG